This is a messenger RNA of Neurospora tetrasperma FGSC 2508, 977 nucleotides long. RefSeq lists its product as uncharacterized. Bases 1 to 876 code for a protein of 291 amino acids. The record is from RefSeq and is a predicted model, not a curated record. Lineage: Eukaryota; Fungi; Ascomycota; Sordariomycetes; Sordariales; Sordariaceae. The transcript is spliced from 2 exons.
AUGACCGUCCGCUCGCAGAUCGCUACCGAGCCCUCACCGGCCGCCGCUGCCACCUCCAGUGCCGUUUCGGUUCAAUCGACCCCAGAGCCUUCCCGUGGUUCUCAGGAGGAACAGGAUCUGGAUCAUCAAGGGCAAGGGAAGGAUGACAAACAUGACGAUCGCGAUCGAGAUACACCCAAGUUUCCACAUCCCAAGCUUCGUCUCGAAAUCCGCGAUCUCGACCAUCCCGGCGCCGUCAAGUUCCUCGGUGCCGUCAACGCGAGCACGCUCCUCUCCGAUGCUGUCAAGAACGUCCAGCGGCUCUUGUACAGGUCGCCAGCAGACAAGCACACGACAUGUCCGCCGACUCGGUCCGUAACCGUUAUCUUGCGAGACAUGGGCGGCGUGGCUUAUACGACUGGGACCGACCUCGACCCGGACCACAAAGAAAUCCACUUUUCUCUCUCCUACAUCGCCGCCCGCAUCCCCUCCACGCCACCCUCUCGCCUGCCUGCCGAAAUCACCGGCGUCCUCACGCACGAGCUCGUCCACUGCUACCAAUGGGACGCUCACGGCAGCGCGCCGGGAGGACUGAUCGAGGGUAUCGCGGACUGGGUCCGGCUCAACUGCGACCUGAGCCCGCCUCACUGGAAGCAGGGGGACGUGAAGAUCGAUGAUCCGUGGGAUAAAGGGUACCAGCACACGGCGUACUUUUUGCAGUACCUUGAGGGCCGCUUUGGGGAGGGGACGGUAAGGCGCCUUAAUGAGGCGUUGAGGAGCACGAGGGAGUAUGAAGCUAGAGAGUUUUGGGUAAGUGUUCUCGGGGAAGAGGUGGAGGAGUUGUGGGGGGAGUAUUGUGGGAGUGUAAAUGAUGAUGAUGCGAAGGGGAGUACCUGACAGGCGAGUGCGAGAGAGCAGGGACAGAGCGAUGUAUCUACAAGCUAGCGAUGCAUCCGGCGAUUACCCCAUAGCCAUUUCAACCACGAGUGUUUUGAUUG